AUGCCCGAAUCUCGCGGCCUAAACCUCAACCGCUUCCUUUCCGACUUUACUCUGGGCUUCUCAGAUGGCCUCACUGUUCCCUUUGCGCUGACAGCUGGCCUCAGCUCGCUAGGCAAGUCCGACACCGUCAUCUACGCCGGUCUUGCAGAGCUCUGCGCAGGCAGCAUUAGCAUGGGCAUUGGUGGCUACCUAGCUGCGCUCGACGAGAUUCCAGCCUCCACGGCAACAAACACCAGAGAUGGCGAAGAUAUCGAGGAACAAGGCAUGCUUAUGCACGAACGCCGAGACAGCAGCAGCGAUCGCUCAGGCAAUGAUGAGAAACCGACAGCCGGCGAGGAGGACGUCAUUGUCCGCCACUUAGCUCCUCUGGCGCUGGCCGACUCGACAGUCACCUAUAUUGUCAACUCGAUGCGCGAGCAGCCUGGUGGCUUGCGCCGCGCCGCCCGCCAAAUCCAAGCUAAUUACGAAUCCUCGGAAUCGGGUGAAGAGGUCCCCGUCUCGCCCGUCGGCUCAGGCCUCUCCAUCUCAGCUGGCUACGUUGUGGGCGGCAUCAUCCCCCUCUUCCCCUACUUUUUUGCCUCCACUGUUGGAAUCGGCCUUGUAUGGAGCAUUGUUUUGUGCCUGAUUGCUCUUAUGUCAUUUGGCACGGGUAAGAGCCUUGUUCUAGGCGGAAGCGAUAAAAGCGUGCGUAAGGCUCUCUGGUCAGGCGUGCAGAUGCUUAUUUUAGGCAGCCUGGCUGCGAUGGCGUCUGUACUCGCGGUUAACUUGCUCGAUGCGGGUGAGGGUCCUUUGAAGCCAUGA
Molecule: messenger RNA, 801 nt
Organism: [Torrubiella] hemipterigena
Lineage: Eukaryota; Fungi; Ascomycota; Sordariomycetes; Hypocreales; Clavicipitaceae
Source: the annotation of a GenBank genome assembly